Metopolophium dirhodum (rose-grain aphid) is the source of this 914-nucleotide messenger RNA. RefSeq lists its product as uncharacterized. The coding region runs from base 150 to 557 and encodes 135 amino acids. NCBI's taxonomy places the organism in Eukaryota, Metazoa, Arthropoda, Insecta, Hemiptera, Aphididae. The record is from RefSeq and is a predicted model, not a curated record. The transcript has 2 exons.
CCCUCUUCUCGAUCUCGAUCCCGUCCACAACAACAUCUGAGAUCGUCGUAAAAUCAUCAUUAUUAUCGCUCGCGUCCGUAUCAGUGUUACACGUGCGGGGCAGACGUCUUAAGACUCGUAACAUAUUAUCACCAUCACGCACGCCGACGAUGCGCCCGACCCCGGUUCUGCUAACGGCGUUUGCCGCCGCAGCGGUGCUACUGCAGCAGGCUCCCGCUGUCCACGCGGGCAUCAUCGGGCUCAUCCAGAACAACGUGUUGGGCUCGGCCCAAUUCCACAGACAACAGUCGUGGCCGUUCGACCCGAACGUGAGCGCCCGCCGGACGCACGAGUUCGUCGCGCUGCACGGCGACAAGUCCGAGAGGCUGAUCGAACGCAUCGGCCUGGGGCUGGACGGCAGGCAGCAGGAGCGCCGGGAACAGCAGGCGGUCAGGGACAUCUUGUACGACCGGCAGCAGCGAAACGACGGGCCAGCUUCCGGUGCCGGCGGCGGUUACCAGCACCAACUGUCCCAGCCAGUGCAGGCGUAUCCGGCCGGUUACGCGCGAAGACGAUGACGCGCGGCGCCGUGUCAAGGUAUUCCGUCACCGAUGUCCGUCGAACACGCGUCCUUGUCCGUCGUUCUACAGCGUAAUAGGUUUUAUGAUAUUAUGUUGCUGCGUCGACGACCACCGACGCUGCGGCUGCAGUUUGCGCCGGUUUCCAUCCUAUAUAUUGUAAUGUUGUACGACGCGAUGCACUGAAAACCAUGAUGCACGCGACAUGCAUUUUUAUAAUUGCAUAAUAUUAUUAUAGUUUUAAGUUUACCAAAUGCGCACCUGAACGGCGAUGGUAAUAAUUUAUAAUCUAGAUAAAAACAAAUUGUUUUAGUCAUUAUAGUAUUGUAUCAUAUAAAUAAAAUGUAUUAUCGUGUA